CCCCAGGCUGCGACGCGGGUGAUGUCAGCUCUGGACAAAAAUAGAGAGGGAUCGCCUGCAAAUCCCCAGCUCCGGCGGGGCUAAACCUUGCAAUCCCUCCCGGGCCGGCGCCGAGCCAGGGCGCAGCGGCCUCCACCGCCUCCCCCGGCGCGCACACACCAGCACACGCGCACGCACGCACACACUCCCCCGCACUCGCACUCCCGGUCUUUCCCGGUGCCCCUCGGUGCCGGCCACUCGCCGCACCGGUUUGCCCCCGGUGAAACACACACAGGUAGCAGCUGGGACGCGCGGAGCGCGUUCCUGCAGCCCUGCGGCCAGCGCGACCUCGCAGGAGCCAGUGUGGGAUCCCCGCAGCGCCACUCGGAGCGCUGGCCGCGAGCCGCGCACGGGAACGCGGACCGCGCGCGGUGGAGAGCCGGGACGUGGAUUAGCGCCCGCAGCAGCCUCCCGCGCGCGCCUAGGCGCUAAAGGGCUUACCCAGGAGGGGGGUGCGAGGGCGGGGAGAGGCUGCCCGUUAAAUACCGCUCCCCGCCGCACUCGGGGCUCACCCAGCUCGCCGCCACCGUCGCCAGACCGUGCCCGGGAGGAGGGGGCGUUCCCCACGCCAUGGCAUCAACGGAAGGUGCCAACAACAUGCCCAAGCAGGUGGAAGUGCGCAUGCACGACAGCCACCUCGGCUCUGAGGAGCCGAAGCACCGAAACCUGGGACUGCGCAUGUGCGACAAGCUGGGGAAGAACCUCCUGCUCUCACUGACGGUGUUUGGUGUCAUCCUGGGGGCAGUAUGUGGCGGGUUGCUUCGCUUGGCAUCUCCCAUCCACCCUGAUGUGGUCAUGUUGAUAGCCUUCCCCGGGGACAUACUCAUGAGGAUGCUGAAAAUGCUCAUCCUCCCUCUCAUCAUCUCCAGUUUAAUCACAGGGUUGUCAGGCCUGGAUGCUAAAGCCAGCGGCCGCCUAGGCACGAGAGCCAUGGUGUAUUACAUGUCCACGACCAUCAUUGCCGCUGUGCUGGGGGUCAUCCUGGUAUUGGCCAUCCACCCCGGCAAUCCCAAACUCAAGAAGCAGCUGGGGCCCGGGAAGAAAAACGACGAGGUGUCUAGCCUGGAUGCCUUCCUGGAUCUCAUUAGAAAUCUCUUCCCGGAGAACCUGGUGCAAGCCUGUUUCCAGCAGAUUCAGACAGUGACAAAGAAAGUCCUGGUGCCACCUCAGGCCGAGGAGGCCAAUACAACCAAGGCGGUCCUCUCCAUGCUGAAUGAGACCAUGAACGAGGCCCCUGAAGAAACCAAGAUCGUUAUAAAGAAGGGCCUGGAGUUCAAAGACGGGAUGAAUGUCUUAGGUCUGAUAGGGUUCUUCAUCGCUUUCGGUAUUGCCAUGGGGAAGAUGGGCGAGCAGGCCAAGCUGAUGGUGGAGUUCUUCAACAUCCUGAAUGAGAUCGUAAUGAAGCUAGUGAUCAUGAUCAUGUGGUACUCCCCGCUGGGUAUCGCCUGCCUGAUCUGUGGGAAGAUCAUUGCCAUCAAGGACUUAGAAGUGGUUGCUAGGCAACUGGGGAUGUACAUGAUCACGGUGAUCGUGGGCCUCAUCAUCCACGGGGGCAUCUUUCUCCCCUUGAUUUACUUUGUAGUGACCAGAAAAAACCCGUUCUCCUUUUUUGCUGGUAUUUUCCAAGCCUGGAUCACUGCCCUAGGAACAGCUUCCAGUGCUGGAACUUUGCCUGUCACCUUCCGUUGCUUGGAAGACAAUCUAGGAAUUGAUAAGCGUGUGACCAGGUUCGUCCUUCCGGUUGGAGCAACCAUUAACAUGGACGGUACAGCCCUUUACGAAGCCGUGGCCGCCAUCUUCAUAGCCCAAAUGAAUGGUGUCAUCCUGGAUGGAGGGCAGAUUGUGACUGUAAGCCUUACAGCCACUCUGGCAAGCAUUGGUGCAGCCAGUAUUCCCAGUGCCGGGCUGGUUACCAUGCUCCUCAUCCUAACAGCGGUGGGCCUGCCGACGGAGGAUAUUAGUCUGCUGGUGGCGGUGGACUGGCUCCUGGACAGGAUGAGAACGUCAGUCAAUGUUGUGGGGGAUUCUUUUGGGGCCGGGAUUGUCUAUCACCUCUCCAAGACUGAGCUGGAUACCAUUGACUCCCAACAUCGAAUGCAUGAAGACAUUGAAAUGACCAAGACGCAGUCCAUUUACGACGACACGAAGAACCAUAGGGAAAGCAACUCUAACCAGUGUGUCUAUGCCGCACACAACUCUGUCAUUAUAGAUGAGUGCAAGGUAACUCUGGCGGCCAAUGGAAAGUCAGCGGACUGCAGUGUUGAGGAAGAACCUUGGAAACGUGAAAAAUAAUGACCUGACUCUCAGCCAAUUCUUGAAUAAACUCCCCAGCGUAUCUCAUGGUAAAAAGAUGCUCUAAACAGGCUUCCUUUAUGAAAGGAAAAAUGCAUAUAUUUCUAUGUUUACUUAAUCUGUUAGCCGAGGCUUAGAGGAGCUGUUGUAUACCCGUGAUGACAGGCACCGUGCUGUGUCUUUGCCAAAUAAUGCUUCCUAACUGUCUAAUUCUCUUACUUGUGUUAUUGUCUGAAUGGAUGCUGCUGGAGAAGCCACUUUGAACAGAAGACACGUUCUUGCCAGCUUCCCUUUGUCCCAGUGCAGAGCUGUGGAUGCUGUUUUCCCAGGGGGACAGGACGAAAGCAGUGUGGUACACUCCAGGGACUUGAGACACCGAGCACGCUCAGUGUGGUAUUUUUUAAAGUGUUCAUGGCUCACCUUGUUCUGCACAAAAGAUUCUGCUAGAAGCUUCUAGAAGUUCCUCCCCUCCGACCUGUAGAGUUGGCACCUGCAUUGAUUGAGAGCAUCUGUCUGUCGUAGGGAACGCUGAUGACUUAACGUUUUUGUGUUCUGUCUAAGUCAAAGACUUCUGAGUUUCAGUGGGUGCCCACACUUUCAGAAGAUAGGUGACCAUGGAGCCUAGAGAUGCUCUGCCUUCCCUAUUUGUGUGUGUGUGUGUGUGUGUGUGUGUGUGUGUGUGUGUGUGUGUGCGCGUGAAAAAUGGGGAAUUUAAAAUUUGAAACUGAACCAGGAAUUAUUUGCAUAUAACCACUGUUUACCUUGAGAAAAGUAAAGGAAUGUAGUCAACCUAAAUUUUAAUGAGACUUAAAUAUUCAAACUCACUUGUUUGACUUGCAUUCAGAAAGCAAAGUGAAGUUAAGUGUGAUUGUCUGAUCUGUUUCUAUUUGUUUAACUCAUAAGAUUCUCAUUUGAGUUCCUAACAAAAAAUAUUUUCAACAUCCAAAUCACUUCCAUCACAUUCUCAUCCAUCUACACGGCUGAGCAUUUUAGCUUCCUCGCACAAAGGCACACAUGUUGGCUAUGCCUCUUUUCAUAUCAUUUUGAUAUAUAGUAUGUAGGAAGUGUUCCAUUAUAUAGAAGGCCUGAAAACCAUCACAGGAUACAUCUCCAUGAGAAAGGAGCAGAAAACAAACCUCUCUGUAAAAUCCUGUAAAGGUGAUAGACCUAGGACAGAGUGCAGGAGUCUCAAACCAUCAGUAGGGACAAAGACUGGCUCCACACAGCUUCCCAGACAGAACCUUUCCCAAGGGCUGUGAAAGUCUGAAGGAAGAAAUAAUAUAAUCGUCACAGCAUGGUGGUUUGCCUGUGGUACACAGCCAACGAGCCCUUAACGAUCGGUUGUACAAGCUAACAUUGUGGAUGUCUCCACUAUUAUUCUUCUGUUGAAUAACCCACAGUAUUUUCCUAAGAUCUCUGGGUUUAAGGGUUAGCUGGGAACUUGAAUCACUGAGAAACAAAACAUAUUUGACUCUAAGGAGCAGAUGGAACCUGGCCCAUGGGGCAGAGUACAUGUGUCCUCUGAGGCAAGUAGAGUUGGGGAGACGUUCAUAAAUAGUAAUAGGAUGCAGCAUCUCUGAAAAAGGUUACUGAGACAUUGCCUCUCCUUUUAGCCUCUCUUGUAACUUCUCUCCUUCAAAUCAGACUGCUUGUGAACAUACAAAAGACAAGAGAUUCCUGUUUUUUUUUUUUUUUUUUGUUUUGGCUUUACUUUGUUUUGGUUUUAAUCUCAUAAACCUUGUUUUUAAAUAAGGAUCACUAUGGAGCAGUAUUAAGUGAAUUGUUUUGAUUUGGUUUUUGGCUUUUGAAACAAGGUCUUGCUAUGAAGCCCAGGCUAGCUUCAAACUCAUAACCUUCCUUCUCAGCCUCUGUCCUAAAGACUAUGUGGGCGCCACCAUAUCAACUGGCAGGUGGUGUUUGAAUGCUGAUUGUUUCACCUUCAUUUGAGGGACAGUUAAUAGGGUAGCAAGGACAGACAAUGAAUCCCUUAUAGAUGAUAAGAGGGACCAAGAUGAUAGUCUUCGGUUUCGUUGUGGUAUUCUAGACAGUCUGUAAGUGGUACCUCACCAACCCUGGUGGGGGUUCUUUCCUACCCUGAGUAGAUGUGUCUAGGGAAAGCAUCCAGGAGCACACUUGGUUUGCUAUGUGUGUCGGGGGAGGCCAUUCCGUACAAUGGUUCUCCUCGUACGGAAGACCACCUCGAUACUUGUACAUGACCUUUUCUCACAAGCACUCACAGGAUGACAAUGUGUGUUGUCGCCUCAUAUUCUGUCUGAAAAUCUUUCUAGUUUGUUUUGCCUUCAACUUGUCCCUGGCUGUCCCGUUAACCUGUGUAAGAGGCCAGUGUUCUCAGGGGAGCCAAGGCACACUGCUUCGCUAGUCAGCUUUUGCUGGUUUCUGACUACAUGCAUUGACUCAUGAGUGUAUGCUAAGGAAAUCACAUUUAUCUGGAAAUUGAAUAAAUUAUAUUGAAAAUAUACAAUCCAUCAAAUUGGAGACUGCCCUGAAAACUUAGGAUGUGGGUGGAACUGACAUAUGACUAUGUCUUGUUUUUGUAAGGCCUCAUUCAUCCUUCCCAUGACAUACCCACUGGGGAUUCCGUUGCCUAGAAAAGGUGCCAUAAGCAGAACAGACAGAUCCCAAGUUCAUUUUAAUAGCCUUAGUCUAAAUAGGGUACCUGUCACUGUGCGUGUACUAUCCAGCCAUUGUAGAUCUGAAUGCCUAAUCUUUUAUGUGUAGUUCUCUCUCUCUCUCUCUCUCUCUCUCUCUCUCUCUCUCUCUCUCUCUCUCUCUCUCUCUCUCUCUCUCUCUCACACACACACACACACACACACACACACACACACACACACACACACACUGUAUGUGACACAGUGUCACAUACACUAACUCCAGGGAGGUUUGAAUGUUGGGGCCUUGCUAUCCCUAGUCCUUAAACGGAUGCAGUUGAUACUUUUGAAGAAUCAAAAUCAGAAGCAAACCAACCAAGCAGACAUUCAUUCUUUCCUUUCUCAUCCUUCCCCUUUGAGAAGCAAGAGGAAUCAUUAUCCAGCUAUUGAUAAAAAUUCAGCAAAGCCAAUCCAGUCGGUGAAUAGGAUGGUUGUUUUGAAGGUGGAGCUUAACUGUAGGUUUCUGAGGGUGGCCUCUCCAUAGGCAGCAUGCUAGAGAAUAUGGAAAGCCAUCAUGAGCUAGGCACACAAAACCUCAGUGAAGUCCUGAGGUGAUUUUAGGACCACAGGGGCACUACCAGAUUCUGUUUUUUACUUCCUGUUGGGUAUAGAAAAAAGCCUAUGUGGCCUCAUUGCCUAUAGAAAUGUUCAUGCUCCAUCAAAGACAAAUGGCCAUUUCUCCUGUCUCUAGUAGCUUGGACAUUCACAGAGUGAAGGGGUAUCAAAAUGUCCCUGGGUGAAAACGAAGCAAGCAGAGAAGCGGGUAGGAAGAAUUCAGUUUGUGGAGCAAUUCCUGCUGGGGGAUGAUGGGGAUCUCAAUGUUCAGCUGAUUGGAUCUCGGGUAAUUUCCAGCCAUGGCUGGAAAAUCAUGCCACAUGCAGGUGCGUUUAGUUGGAGGCCCUUUUAGCCCUGAUUGAUUGGGAAACUUAUCUGUGGGGUCCCCAGAAGAAAACUCAACCCUGCCUUGCUUUUACAAAUAAUCUCCCCUUUGUCCUCCAAAGCAAAAGUUUACUGUAACUUUUCACUUUUGUCAGGACCCAGGCUCUUGCCUAAGCACUAUUUCCCUCAUGCAACAGAGCAAUAAAUUCAAAUAGGUGUUCCCAUGCCUCUGACUCGGAGAGACAAGUCUGAGCAGCUCUGGCCUUUGAUGACUACAACUGCAGCAGUUACACCCCAGGGCGGCUCUCCCAGCUCCUGCUCUCUGUCCUCUGCCUUGCACUUUCACUCUGCCUGAUUUCCAGCUGAAGUCAUUGUAGACCAGAAAGGAGGACCGGAUGGGAUUUUUGGGUACGGGGAUACUUACAGGACUCCAGGGCCAAGGGUCACAGGAAGAUGAAGUUAAAUUGUCUGAAGUGAGGGUUUCCUAAAUCAAGUUGUCACUGAAGAUUCGUGGUCUUGGCACCUAUCAUAAUUUCUGGCUAAACCCCAAAGAAGGGUCACUGCAUGCCAACCAAGCCAGGAGGCAAAGGUGACAGCUAUUUUUCCAUGGGUGGAGUGAGAUAAAACCUGCUCAAAAACACUGGCCGGUUUAGGAUUUUCCCUAAAACUCUCUUUCCAGUUCAUUGCUCCCUUCUUUCCCUUUCCUUCCGUCUCAUUGCUCAACAGACAGAUAGUAAAUGGCCAUAUGGUUAUGUGGGGGUUGGUUCGGGAGGAGAUAGCAGAUCUUAAUUGAGUAAUAUCCAGUCUCACUGCCUAAACCAUAAUUAGGCAACGACACAGGGAUGCUUAAAAACAACGUGCUUUGGGAGAGGAAGCAUUUGGCUUAGACACUGCUCACUUGUAGCUGAAUGGCUUACACAAGCCACUGUCUGCCCAUUCUUCUUUGGCUUCUGUAUGAGAAGAGAAGGGACUGGACCAAAUGACUGAAGUCCCCUUCUAUAUCUGCACAUGCCAUUUUCUAAUCUCUGCUUCACUUCCUUCCAUCUUCAAAGGCUUCCUUCUCUAAAACCUGGCUUUUUAUAUUUUAAGUUGUAAAGACACACAAUAAUGAAUGAUCAGUUUAGAUGUUUUUUUCCUCAUCCCCUUUGGGAAAACUCUAACUCAGGCCUCUGUUCAUUCCACGCUUUACAACAAGCUUGGAGAGUGGCCAUUUGAGCCCAUAGUUUACUGCUGUCUUGAGAUACCAAUAAACAUCCCUUUGUAAAGAUUCCUUUAACCUACACUCACUGUCCUCACAGGAGCAGUGAUUCUGCCCUGGGAAAUGUUCUGCAGAGUCACCGUAAGGGACCAGGCACCUCACAGCUGCACUUGAGGCCUUGCAUCAUACCUGCUAUGGCAACAGAGCCCACUCCAAAUACUCAGCCCACAUCAUUUUCCCCAAACAGUCCUAAUUGCCAAUCCUGGAUGGGAAUUUGGGAGGCUCUGGCAAACAAGCUUGAACACUCCUGACAUUUGGUGCAAGAUUUACACAACCACAACCACAGCAACCGUCUCCACAUACCUUUCCUCCGCAUGUGUGCAGACAUGUAUAUCCAUUCCUGAGCCAGGGAGAUGAGCCUUUCCUCUGGGGAGAUGUGCAGGCAGAUUUGAUUCAUUUCAUUCGAAACCUUUCCUCUUGGUUUGCUUACAUAACAGACAUAACAUUGUAGGGAGAGAUGCUGCCACUUAUAAGACAGGAGUUUUCCCAUUUGCUGGUGCCCUUUUUGUGCUCACAGAGUCUCCAAGUAGUUAGAAAGUUGCGAGGUGGCUUAUCCUCUCUGCUUCUGUUGUAGUAGGCCAUAGUUGGCAUGUUUGCCCUCUGACCAAAUGUCUGCUAGAGUGGAGUUGACAUAUCAUAGUGUGGUGAACAUCUUCAUUGCCAGAAAAGAUUUCAGCUCUUCAAGUUUAGGAGAGAAAGGUGGAAAACUAGGUCUAAUAGGGUUAAUUUUUGUUGGUGGUGGUGAUGGUGCCCCCCACCCCGCCGCCCCGCCCCGCGAGGUGGCAGAAGGUCUAGAGCAAGAGCAGAAAGACAGUGUUUCUUCAUUGACCCACUUAAGGUCACUCUUGAAAAGUGAGAGGUGAGGUUCCUGGGGAUAAACUUCACACUUAUCUACCCAGAAUCAUUUCCCAUCAGCAUUUUUUUCUACACCAGUCUCCCAGUCUUGUUUUAUCUUUCAGCCUGUGAUCCAGUUACCCAUUCUGGUAUUUUUGGAAGUCUUUCUGGUUGUAUUUUGAGGAGCUUUUGUGCUGAGAAUAAAAUCUACUGUUGGAACAGAGUUGUGCUCUGCAGAGUCAGCACACGACCUAGACAAUGGGUGGCAGCGUAUCUGGGUUCCUCUGGUGACACCCCCAAUCCCCGGAUGAGCUUUGGAACCAACAACCGACUGUUGUUAUCCUUGUCAUCAUCCUCUGGGACACAGGGAUGAUGCAGUCAGAGCCUUGCUUCUUCUGGUCUCCGUUUCUCCUCAUGGCAACCAUUUACCCUGCCGGGAAAUGGCCUGCUGCCUUUGGUAGGGGAGAGAUACACUCAGGAGCCAAGGAGGUUGAUCAAACAUAUCCUGAAGGUUUCUGGAGCCAAUUCCCUAGUAAACACAGUACAAAACUCGGCUCCCUGGUGGCUUACUGCUCCAUAUUUCACUUCCUGUCUAAAAGCCUUUGGCACCCAGAUUCUUCUACAGUUCCCCUCAACCCUUUCCUCUUCCUUCCUUCCUUCCUUCCUUCCUUCCUUCCUUCCUUCCUUCCUUCCUCCCUCCCUCCCUCUCUCCCUCCCUUCUUUCCCUCCCUCCCUCCCUUCCUCUGUGAGAGCUCAGCAUCCCAUCUCCACACCGCACAACACAGACCAGAUCAUCUGGUCACUACAGAGAUUUGUAUAUAUUAAAACAAACCUACUUUUUGGAGAAUCUUUGUAUAUUCUUUUCUAUUUGUUUUCUACCACUUGAGGAGAGAGCUGGCAAACUGUGAAUCUAAUUUUAUCUUGAUGCCAGCAGAUAUAUUUUAGAUCCUGGGAAGAAUCUGUGUUACUAGGGACAACAUAUCGCCCUCUGAUCAGUAUUGCACCCCAAAUCUACAAAGUUACUUUGGCCCAAUCUUACAUUCUUUCUUACACGAAUCUCCAAAGUCCUUUGCUAUUAUUUAUAAAGAGAAAUAUUUAUAGUCCUGGAUAUUAAUUACAAGUUUAACCUUAAUUUAGCCUUUAAUAAUGUUGUGCAUAUUUGUAUCUAUUCUUCAAAAAUCAUAAAGACUCAGAGUAGGCUGAAAUAAUCUAUUUAGUAUCUGUAAUUUUUCAGACAGAUAUUUUCUUAUGAUAUUUUCUAUACAACCACAUAGAUAGAAGUCUAACUAAUUAGAGCACAAGUUUCUAUAGCAAUUUAGGGGUAUCAACUGUUUCCUGAGCAUACAGCUGCAUUCGAGAACUUUAGGAACUCAGUUCUUAAUGACGCCAUGAGUAACACGACAAACUAAGACCAAGGAAUUGCUUAACCCCCUUAGGUAGUUAGGAUAUGCAUCCGGACAGUUAACCCUCCGAUAUCAAGUGACGGUGCUGACUUCUUUUCUUCCAGCACCAAACCUUGUUUCUCCAACCAACCAUUCUAAUUUUACUUUCUCAUAAGAUGAAUAAAGGCCGGUGCUAACGGUGGGAUCAUUUCUAUACCAGAAUCUCCCAUGCAUUCCUAAAUGUUUAUGUGAAGAUUGGCCUAGGAAAACGUUGAGUAGGAAAGACUGGAGAUGAGUGGUAAGACAAGAAUUUGGGACAGGUUUGGUGCCGUUUUGAGUCUUGCCAAGAAAAUGAGAGCAAAACCUCACAUUGUUAUAUGAAUUGAACAUAUAUUUUUAAAGGAAAUUAAAGACAACAUAUUUUUAGUACCCGCUCAGAAUCUGUGCUGUGUCACUGGGGGGCUGGAGGUGGGAGUUAGAGUCACACUGAGAUUAUUUAGAAUAAACCCAAAUAGAUUAUCCUCAGGUAGACAUCAAACUAUGUAACCUUCCCAUAAGGUACACCAGUAGCCACGGAAAACACAAGGUGUCUUUCCUCCGCCAAACGCACUCUCUGAGAUGGCGGCAGGACUAGUAUUUUACCGCGUGUGAAAGGGUCGUCCAUUCCAUCGAACACAUACUAGGAUGUAUUUGAACCUGCUCCUCAUUCAGCGAACAGAUUAGACAUGCCCUCAACUGGCUAAGAUUGUAUCUGUUUUCAAGUACAGCUAGCGAUCAGAGCAUGACAUUCUUGUGUGUACACACUGACACUUGGUUCAUGCAUGAAGACAGUGCCUAUGCACUUUGUGUAGCGAUAACGUAGGUAUUUGUGCGUAAUUUCAGUGAAAUGGUGUAUAGAUGUAAUUUAAUUUAAAUAUUGUUCUUGGCUGUUUAUCUAAAUGCAAUAGAUACGUUGGUUGCCAUUUGGAACCCCCCCCUUUUUUUUUUCUGUCUUAGGUAUCUCCUAGGGGUUAUUUCUCUUUCUUAAUGUGAUCUGAGUGAAGAACUUACUGAUGAUUGUUUGCAAAUUUUUGUAUUCUGCACCUUUGUAAAUACAGCCCCAAGCAGGGAUGGGGUUGAAUGUGUAUCUUGCCACACAGUGAAAGGUCAUCCAUCCUAUACCCGCAUCCCUUCCACUCAGUGCACCUGUGGAACUUGAGGUUGUCAAGGCUGAGGGAGGUUUAGAAUGAGGACAUUCAUCUCCGGUCCUCCCUCACCAGUGGCCUGGUCUUAAAGAGACAAAAGAAGGGGGCCUCCAUCUGCCCCUUGGCAUGUUUGAGUCAUGUCUUUGGGAUAGGGUCAACCUCUCUGGUUGUCAGAUCUUCAUCAGGACAUGAUGCUCAUGACCUAAGAUUCUGAAGAGCCUCGUUCCCCUUGACUUCUUGAGUCAGAAUACAGGAAUGCACUCACUGAUUGGCUGCCAGGCAGGUGAUUACCCCUCCCCGCAAAAGCACAGUUCUGGCAGCAUUGCACAUUUGUCAGAAAACAACAGAAUACUAGAAGCACAGCAAGGUCAGGGGCCAGCCUUGACAAGAGCAGAGGACCAACCACUGAUGCACUGAUCCCAAGUAUGUGACAGGAGUCUGAUCUCCUCUACCCAGUAUGCUCUGUUUGUGUGUGCGAAGUGGGUGAAAACGAGAUUAACAAGGACAAUUCGAUGCUGAUGCCCAAACCACACUCCUCCUCAUUCUCACUAAGUACCAUGCUGUGAGGUCUGUAGUCCCUGUGACCCCUUUCCUCUCCACAAAGAUAGAAGGAAGAGCAACUGCUGGAGAGUGCCCCUCCCCUUCUCAAAGAUCAUGAAGAUGUGAAGCACAUUCAUUUCCAGGGGCUUCUCCAGAUGUGUGGAGUGAGGGGAUGUGGUGACUGGGUCCUUCAACUUCUGCAUGAAAAAUGUACUAAAAGGAAAAUAGACUUGAGGCAGUAUUAUCCUGGAAUGAAAGUUAAGAUUAAUGGUUUCCCUCAAGUUCACAGUCCCCAUUGGUCUGAUGUCAUGUAGCAUAGUGUAUCUAUAAUAGCACAUGGUAUUUAAAGACUAAUGUAUGCAAAAAGAUGAGAAACUCAACUAAUUUGGGGAUUGUUUCUUCUAUAUGGUACUAGGAAAUACCUUGUUAGCAAAGCACAUCUUGGGUAGUUGAGGUCUUCCAUGUUUGUCUUCAGCUUUUUUUUGUGAUAUGGAUUGAUGACUGUAACAUUUCAUAUGUAAAAUAACUGGAUAUUCUUCAUUUGCUGGAAAUAACCUGUGAAUCCAAUCUUUCACUAAGUGUUUUAACUUCCUUGUAUAUAUAUCUCUCAUCAAUAAAUGUGAAUUCCAAUUUC
Peromyscus californicus insignis is the source of this 11711-nucleotide messenger RNA. RefSeq names its product solute carrier family 1 member 2 (gene Slc1a2). The record is from RefSeq and is a predicted model, not a curated record. Lineage: Eukaryota; Metazoa; Chordata; Mammalia; Rodentia; Cricetidae. Gene Ontology annotation, cellular component: plasma membrane. Bases 610 to 2331 code for a protein of 573 amino acids. Gene Ontology annotation, molecular function: glutamate:sodium symporter activity; L-glutamate transmembrane transporter activity; neutral L-amino acid transmembrane transporter activity. Gene Ontology annotation, biological process: L-glutamate transmembrane transport. The transcript has 11 exons.